Molecule: messenger RNA, 567 nt
Organism: Cladocopium goreaui
Lineage: Eukaryota; Dinophyceae; Suessiales; Symbiodiniaceae
Source: the annotation of a GenBank genome assembly
AUGGCUGCUCCCAUUGCGGGUGCUGCAGCAACGCAGCUCUUUGAGGACUUGCAAGGCAAGGCAGCCAAGAGCGAUCCUGGCACUGCCAUCGCGCUCGACGAGGAAGCGCUCUUGCGUAUUCAGGCCCUCCAGUCCAUCAAGUUGCAGUUCUUCCAGCGAUGCAAGGUGCGCUUUCCAGCAGCGCAGCUGCCUGGUGCUAGGCCUUACUCGACGUUGAGUAGAGCUGCGACCAAGAAGAACUUGGAGGUCUACCCUGUGUUUCAGGUGUGCACCUACCUCAUCGGCUGGCCACGGAGGCUUUGGCCCUCGACGCAGUCGACUUUCCAGGCCCCACUUGCUGUGGUUUGGAAAUGCCACCAUCGUGCAGUGAUGUUGGUGCAGCAAUCGCCAUGGCGCAAUCGCCUGCGGCUGCAAGCCAUGAGAAACAUUUUCAAGGGUCAAAUUCAGAUGGCCACGAAGCUUCGUGCUGUGCAGAUAUAUUGCGCCCGGCAUGGCAAUCUGGGCAGUGUCUUGAGCAGCAGGUGCGCAGGUACCAAAACAGGGAGCAUCUCUGUGCCUGGCCUUUGA